UUAAUUAUUUUCUUGCCCACUUUGUCAGUAUUAUUUCUUGUUUUUUCCUCUACUAUUUUAUCAACCAGUUGUCCACUGGUUACAUUUCACUCUGCUCAAAGAGUUCUCAACAGCUUGGGAGUCCAAGCGUCAGGAAUUUUAAAGGAGGAGCACAAAUAACUUGCUAAAGAUGGAGGAAGUAACAAAUGUCAUGGAGUAUGAGGCCAUUGCCAAGAAAAAGUUGCCAAAGAUGGUUUUUGACUACUAUGCCUCUGGUGCUGAAGACCAGUGGACUCUGGCUGAGAACAGAAAUGCCUUCUCAAGAAUUCUGUUUAGGCCCCGUAUUCUCAUUGAUGUGAGCAAAAUGGACAUGAGCACCACAGUGCUAGGAUUCAAGAUUUCAAUGCCUAUCAUGAUUGCACCAACAGCCAUGCAGAAAAUGGCACAUCCUGAAGGGGAGUAUGCUACAGCAAGAGCGGCAUCAGCAGCAGGCACAAUCAUGACAUUGUCAUCUUGGGCCACUUCCAGUGUCGAGGAGGUUGCUUCAACAGGACCUGGCAUCCGUUUCUUCCAGCUUUAUGUCUACAAGGACAGGAAUGUUGUUGCUCAGCUUGUGAGAAGAGCUGAAAGGGCAGGUUUCAAGGCUAUAGCCCUUACUGUUGAUACCCCAAGGCUGGGACGUAGAGAAGCUGAUAUUAAGAACAGGUAAUAUCCUAAUACUGUCAUAUCAUUAGGUUUUAUCGCCU
Messenger RNA from Nicotiana tabacum (common tobacco), 725 nucleotides. The record is from RefSeq and is a predicted model, not a curated record. NCBI's taxonomy places the organism in Eukaryota, Viridiplantae, Streptophyta, Magnoliopsida, Solanales, Solanaceae.